AUGAUGAACAGAGUCCUGGCUAUCUUGGCCGUGGCCUCUGCGGUCGCAGCGCAAGAGGCCAGUGUGUCGGCAUCCCUGGCACCUGCUGCAACAACUGUCUCACCAUCGGCAACUCUAUUCCCAUCCGAAACUGUCCAGUUGACUGAUGCGGUUCUCGCCAAUGUGGCUGACACCAUUCAGAAUGAGACCGUCUCCAGCAUGUUCACCUUUGCCAGCACCAACUCCUCUUCCCUAGCGAAGAGAAGCUUGCACCGGUGCAAGGUUAUGCCUGGUGAUUGGGCCUGGCCAAACGAUCUGAUCUGGGGCAUCUUCGAUCUUCUUCUUGGCAACCGUCUGGUAAAGACGACACCACUGGCAGCAUACUGUUACCCUGAGUGGCCCGAGUAUGAUGCGGCAAAAUGUUCCGCUAUCACCUCAGGAUGGAUCACUUCUGAUCUCCACAUGGCCGAUCCUGCUUCAAUCAUGCUGCCCCUGUACGAGGGCCGCACAUGCAUGCCCCCUGGCUUCAACUACACUGACACCUGUGAGAUUGGCGGGUAUCCCGCCUACGUGGUUAAUGUCACAAACGUAGCUCAGAUCCAGCUGGCUGUCAACUUCGCCAGAAAUCUGAACCUGCGCUUGGUUGUCAAGAACACCGGCCACGAUUUCAACGGCAAGGCAGCCGGUAAGGGUGCUCUGUCGAUCUGGACGCACUGGCUGAAGGACAAGGCCUUCUACCCCCAGUACAAGGCCGCCAAUGGCUACGUCGGCCCGGCUAUCAAGAUCGGCUCUGGCGUGCAGGUGUGGGAGGCGUAUGAAUACGCCAAGGCCAACGGCGUUACUGUCAUUGGUGGUGAAGCCAUCACUGUUGGCAUGGGAGGUGGUUAUACCGCCGGUGGUGGUCAUUCGCCCUUGAGCAGUCUUUACGGCAUGGCCGCGGACCAGGUCCUUGCGAUGGAGGUGGUACUUGCCGAUGGCCGUUUCAUCACGGCCACAUCCACGCAAAACUCGGAUGUUUUCUGGAUGCUCCGUGGUGGUGGCGGCAGCACCAUCGGCGUCGUCACUUCGCUGACAGUCAAGGCAUUGCCCAAGCUGCCGACAACAACGGUGACCUUUAACUUCACCAUCAAAGACGCCCCUAGCGCCGACGCCUUUUGGAAGGGUGUCGAGUCGUACUUGGACAACUUUGAGCGCUUUGUCGAUGCCGGUACCUACGGCUACUACUACCUCGGCGCAUCUGCCUUUCAGCUCGGUACCGAUUAUGCCGGGUCGACCGAUUACUAUUUCCGCAUGGAGUCGUUUGUUGCCCCCAACAUGACGGUUGACGAGACAAAGGCUCUGCUCGCUCCGUGGUUCGAUGUGCUGGACGCUCAGAACAUCACCUACACUCCGUGGUACAACCAUGCCGACAACUUCCACGACGUGUGGACGGUUGCCUUCCCUCAGGAAUAUGUUGGAACUGCCCUGGUCAAGACCGCCUCCCGUCUCAUGCCCCGAAGCGGCCUCUUUGUCGCUGGCUUCCACAUCACCGGCACCGGCAAAGCCGUCACCCCUCCCACCGAUACCUCCGUCCUCCCCGCCUGGCGUGACGCCCUCGCACACGUCAUCGUCGGCACCCAGUGGACAUCCGAUGCCAGCUGGGAAACAGUGAAGGACAAGUCUCUGUUCGUGACGAGCUGGAUGGACGUCCUGCGCGACAUUGCGCCUGACUCGGGCUCCUACAUGAGCGAGGGAGACCUGCUCGAGCCGAACCAGCAGGAGGCGUUCUACGGCGCCAACUAUGACCGCCUGUACAGCCUCAAGCAGCGGUAUGAUCCGUGGGGGUUGUUCUUUGCGCUGACGGCUGUCGGCGCCGAGGACUGGGAGGUCCAGGUUACGGAUCCUGUGCCUUAUUCGUGGAAUAAUAAUGGGCGGUUGUGUCCUGUUUCUUAG
Messenger RNA from Aspergillus lentulus, 1911 nucleotides. Its product is annotated as FAD-binding oxidoreductase. The record is from RefSeq and is a predicted model, not a curated record. Gene Ontology annotation, molecular function: oxidoreductase activity; FAD binding. Lineage: Eukaryota; Fungi; Ascomycota; Eurotiomycetes; Eurotiales; Aspergillaceae.